AUGAAGCUGCUCUGUAUUUUGGCGGGAGUGGCCGCCGCGGUGGCAACUCAAGGCGUUUCUACCACGAAUAAGUUUCAGUUUGAGCGAUUGGACAGGAAUAACUCCAUGCUCCUCGUCGUGGAUCACCAAGUCGGACUAUUCAACCUCGCGAGAGACUUUGACCCCACGCUCUAUCGUGAGCAGCUCAUUGCCCAUGCCGCGCUGGGUAAAGUGUUCGAUAUACCUGUUGUUCUGACUACAUCUGCUCAAACCGGACCAAAUGGCCCUCUCCCAAAGGAGAUCCUAGAAAUGUACCCCAGUGCCCCCCUCAUUCAACGCCAAGGCGAAGUAAACGCCUGGGACAAUGAAGACUUCCGCAAAGCUAUCAAGGCAGCCAACAAGUCCCAAAUCAUCAUGGCAGGCAUCACCACCGACGUCUGCACCACAUUCCUAGCACUGUCACUUCGGCAAGAAGGCUAUUCAGUGUGGGCAAAUGCUGAGGCGUCAGGCACCACGUCCGACCUGGUCCGCGAGAUUUCGAAUGAUCGAAUGGCUAAUGCUGGCGUCAACAUUGUCAGUCUGUUCUCGAUUGCGUGUGACUUGAUGAGAGAUUGGAGGAAUACACCUGGGGCGAAGGAGAUGAUUCCUUGGCUGGAUAGGUAUUUCCCUGUUUGGGGCUAUGUUGCGCGCGGCCAUAUUGCUGCUGUUCAGAAUGGGUCGGUGGUGCCUGGUGAGCAGGGUCUUUUGGGGUGA
Molecule: messenger RNA, 732 nt
Organism: Pochonia chlamydosporia 170
Lineage: Eukaryota; Fungi; Ascomycota; Sordariomycetes; Hypocreales; Clavicipitaceae
Product: isochorismatase
Exons: 4
Coding region: 1-732 (243 amino acids)
Source: RefSeq, a predicted model, not a curated record